Ipomoea nil (Japanese morning glory) is the source of this 1057-nucleotide messenger RNA. Its product is annotated as agamous-like MADS-box protein AGL80. Gene Ontology annotation, biological process: positive regulation of transcription by RNA polymerase II. Gene Ontology annotation, molecular function: protein dimerization activity; DNA-binding transcription factor activity, RNA polymerase II-specific; RNA polymerase II cis-regulatory region sequence-specific DNA binding. The coding region runs from base 256 to 978 and encodes 240 amino acids. Lineage: Eukaryota; Viridiplantae; Streptophyta; Magnoliopsida; Solanales; Convolvulaceae. The record is from RefSeq and is a predicted model, not a curated record. The transcript has a single exon.
AAUUUCGAACUGGCAGAAGAUGUGCAUUGAAAAAUGGGAAGAUAAAAUGAAUAUUUGGUAAUAAAUUCUUUCCAAAAAUUGGUAUUCCGCCUCCAAUUAUGUUAAAAUCCCAAAAUCUUCCAAAUUAAUUACGCGCCACCUCCAUGUUAGUAUAUAUAAGAAAUGCCAUUCCAAGGAACAAUGCAAUUGCUUCCAUAUUCUCAAAUCAUACUCUUAUUGGCUUAAUUUUGUUUUGUUCUGAAUAUCAGAUCAGAGAUGACUCGGAAGAAGGUGAAGCUGGCCUUCAUCACCAACGACUCGGCCCGAAAGGCGACGCUGAAGAAGCGAAAGAAGGGGCUGAUGAAGAAGGUGAGCGAGCUGAGCACGCUGUGCGGGAUCGACGCCUGCGCGAUCAUUUACAGCCCGUACGAGAACCAGCCGGAGGUGUGGCCGAGCACGGCGGGGGCGCAGCGGGUGGUGGCGCAGUUCAAGCGGAUGCCGGAGAUGGAGCAGAGCAAGAAGAUGGUGAACCAGGAGGGGUUUAUCCGGCAGAGGAUCGCCAAGGCGAGCGAGCAGCUGAAGAAGCAGCACAAGGAGAACAGGGAGAAGGAGAUAACGGAGGUGAUGUAUCAGUGCUUGACGGGGAAAGGGCUUCACAGCUUAAUCCUCACGGACCUCAACGAUCUCGCAUGGCUGCUUGAUCAGAAGCUCAAGGAGAUCAGCAAGAAGAUGGAGGAUCUCAAGAAGGCUGCUCCGCCGGCGGCGGCGGCGUCUCAGCCUGCCGCCGCCGCGCCGCAGGAGGAGGGGAUAGAUUUGGGGCAAAGGCCGCCGCCGCAGUGGUUUGCGGAGUGGAUGAUGAGUAACAAUCAGCAAAUGGGGUUUGAGCAUGGCGGCGGCGGCGGCGGAGGAGGAGCGGAGGAGAUGAUGAUGCCACCUUUCAAUGAGAAUCAUCACCCCAUUCCUAUGUGGCCUGCACCUGGUGGCGCCUUCUUUCCUUAAUUCAGAUCAUAUCAUAUCAUAUCUGCAUUCUAUCUUUAUUUAAUUACAUCCGAUUUACAACAUUCAAUUAUUACUAUUA